This is a messenger RNA of Meloidogyne enterolobii, 369 nucleotides long. The record is from the annotation of a GenBank genome assembly. Lineage: Eukaryota; Metazoa; Nematoda; Chromadorea; Rhabditida; Meloidogynidae.
AUGUCCAAAAUAAUUCUUAUAAAAUUUAUUUUUAUUUUCAUUCUUCUGAUUUUAUUUGCUGAUAGUGUUACUUUAGACGAACUUUUACCUAAAUUGGGUCCCCAAUACGAUUAUUUUGGAGAUGGACAACAACCAAUAUAUCGGCAACAAGCUGGGAAUUUUGGAAAUUCUUUUGGAGGAGGAAACAACUUUCUCAAUAACGGAGAUAAUACUGUCAAUUUCGAUUUUUUAUGCAAAUGCCAAGCUAAAUCUUUAAAAACAACUUCUAGUACACCUAGCGGGGAUACAUCUACACAACAACAAGUUCAACAGGUUAGGGGAAAAUUUAAAUUAAAUUAUUAUUUUUAUGUCUAUCAAACUAUAAUGUAA